CAAAACUGUAUCAGCUGAUUAUAAAAACCACUGUUUGAAAAGUAUGGAAAAGUCGUGGAAUGUGACGUUGUGAAGAAUUUCGGAUUUGUGCACAUGGAGAAUGAAGAGUCGGGGAGGGAUGCCAUUCAAAACCUGAAUGGAUACUUGGUUCAUGGGUCAGCCAUGAAAGUGGAAGCAGCUACCAGCCGGAAGGGACCAAACACACCAACAACAAAGAUAUUUGUGGGGAACUUGUCCGACAACACCAGAGCUCCCCAGGUCAGAGCCCUGUUUGCUAAGUACGGAACAGUCGUGGAGUGCGACAUUGUGCGAAACUACGGAUUUGUGCAUAUUGACUCUGCCGAUGUCAACAAAUGUAUUGAGGAAUUGAAUGGGUCCAUGGUAGAUGGUCAGCCCAUGAAGGUCCAGGUAUCCACCAGCAAGGUCCGCCAAAGACCAGGGAUGGGCAAUCCAGAGCAGUGCUACAGAUGUGGACGUGGAGGUCAUUGGUCGAAAGAGUGUCCAAAAACUGGAAUGGGACCAGACCGCUUCCGUGACAGGAUGUUUGGUGGACGUGACCCUUACCCUCCACCCCCACCACCUCCGUUCCUGCGUGACAGGAUGCUCAGUGGAGGAUUUGGAAAGGACAGCUAUUACGACCGCUACUAUGACAGGCCGAGCAGCCGCUUCGAUGAAAGAGAUUCGUUUGAGAGGCGUUACCCACCUCUGCCUCCCGCGACCUGGGACCACGACGAGGUGUGACUUCAUGCCUCCCCC
This is a messenger RNA of Homalodisca vitripennis (glassy-winged sharpshooter), 756 nucleotides long. RefSeq names its product RNA-binding protein lark-like. Gene Ontology annotation, molecular function: mRNA binding; zinc ion binding. The record is from RefSeq and is a predicted model, not a curated record. The transcript has 6 exons. NCBI's taxonomy places the organism in Eukaryota, Metazoa, Arthropoda, Insecta, Hemiptera, Cicadellidae. Gene Ontology annotation, cellular component: cytosol. The coding region runs from base 94 to 741 and encodes 215 amino acids.